AUGUCUCCCGGAAAAGACAUCCGCGCUUUACAGAGGAGAAUAGCCACUCUCGAGUCCAAGCUGCAGAAGUAUGAGGGUCAGGUUGAGGCACUGGACGCUUCCGCUGCCUCCGGCAGUGACAGAGGAAAGGUGGAUAGGGAGAAGCUGGGGCUGAGGGAGAAGAUGUGUAAUAUUCAAUAUGACAUAAAUAGCUAUGAGCAUCAGAUAACGGCGAUUAAGGAGGCGCUUAUGAGGAGUAUGUGGCAUUAA
Messenger RNA from Morchella importuna, 249 nucleotides. RefSeq lists its product as uncharacterized. NCBI's taxonomy places the organism in Eukaryota, Fungi, Ascomycota, Pezizomycetes, Pezizales, Morchellaceae. Bases 1 to 249 code for a protein of 82 amino acids. The transcript has a single exon. The record is from RefSeq and is a predicted model, not a curated record.